AUGGGCCUGCUGACAAUCAUCCGUAAGAACCGCCAGAAAGAGAAAGAGAUGCGCAUCCUGUUCUUGGGUCUGGACAAUGCCGGGAAGACGACGAUCCUCAAGAAGCUCAACGGCGAGGACAUCAUGGGCAUCAGCCCCACCCUCGGCUUCAACAUCAAGACGUUCGUGCAUGGCAAAUACACCUUGAACAUCUGGGACGUCGGAGGUCAGCGUACGCUGAGACCAUACUGGCGAAACUACUUUGAACAGACAGACGCACUCGUCUGGGUCGUCGACUCGGGCGACCGCAUGCGCAUGCAAGACUGCAAGGAGGAGCUUCACAGCCUCCUGCAGGAGGACCGACUGGCAGGCGCGUCUUUGCUCAUCUUCGCCAACAAGCAAGACAUACAAGGCUCGAUGUCGAGCGCAGAAAUUCGCGAUGCUCUGGAUCUUCCCUCGAUCAAGUCGCACCAAUGGAAGAUCCUGGCAUGCAGCGCAGUCACAGGACUGAACCUGGUCGAGGGGCUCGACUGGGUAGUGGGCGAUGUUGCGAACCGACUGUACUGCUCGUCCACCGAGGCCUCGACCGGCGCGCGGCAGCCGAGCGGAUCCGCUGUGUCGUCAGCAGUUGCGGUUGGGUGA
Messenger RNA from Epithele typhae, 621 nucleotides. Its product is annotated as GTP-binding protein. Gene Ontology annotation, molecular function: GTP binding; GTPase activity. Gene Ontology annotation, cellular component: microtubule cytoskeleton; cytoplasm. The record is from RefSeq and is a predicted model, not a curated record. The transcript is spliced from 6 exons. Gene Ontology annotation, biological process: protein folding. NCBI's taxonomy places the organism in Eukaryota, Fungi, Basidiomycota, Agaricomycetes, Polyporales, Epitheliaceae. The coding region runs from base 1 to 621 and encodes 206 amino acids.